Molecule: messenger RNA, 1732 nt
Organism: Mollisia scopiformis
Lineage: Eukaryota; Fungi; Ascomycota; Leotiomycetes; Helotiales; Mollisiaceae
Product: FAD/NAD(P)-binding domain-containing protein
Exons: 5
Coding region: 20-1489 (489 amino acids)
Biological process (GO): secondary metabolite biosynthetic process
Molecular function (GO): monooxygenase activity
Source: RefSeq, a predicted model, not a curated record
AGUUAUUGAUAUCUUCAUUAUGGGGUCCAUCGACGUGAGCCAAGCGAUACCUGACGCGUAUCCACCACUUCCUAUCGAUGUUCUCAUCGUAGGAACCGGGCUUGCUGGCCUGACAGCAGCUCUCGAAUGUACGCGGAAGGGCAUGAAAGUACGUGUGCUGGAAAGAAAUCCAACUAUCAACACAGCAGGUGAUAUGUUCUUCAUGGGACUCAGUUCGACCAAAUGGUUCAAGCAUUGGCCAGAGCUUGCAGCGGAAUAUGACCGAAUCAGUCUACACAAUGCUUGGAUUGAAACUUACAGGCACAGUGGAGAGCCAAUGAUCAAAACCAUGAAGGUGUCGGAGAGACUGCGUGCAGUUGGAUUGGAUCCCAACACUCCGCCAGGAACUUUUCAGAUGAGGCCCUUGAUCUAUAAGAUGUUCGUUGAUCAAGUCGCUCGAUUGGGCGUCAAGGUGGAGUUCAAUCAAAGAGUUGUUGAUUAUUUCGAAGAUGUCGAAACUGGCAAAGGUGGUGUGAUUACCGCUGAUGGCACCAAGUAUGAAGCAGAUGUUGUCAUUGCAGCUGAUGGCGUUGGUUCAAAAUCUCAGAAGCUUGUUGGUGGGCAGGUGAGAGCCAUAUCAUCUGGCAGGGCAAUGUGGCGUGCGGCUUUCCCAAUUGGAAAUCUCGACAAGAACCCCAAAGUCAAGGAGUUCUUCAGCAUGGUCAACGGCGAAGAUCCAAUUGUUCGAACAUGGCUCGGCCCUGGAACUUACGCUUUGACACUUACAAGACCGGAUAUGAUGAUCUGGAUCAUGAAUCACGAUGCCACCGGAAGCGAGAAAGAAUCUUGGAACGACACCAUCGACGUAGAUGAAGUCCUCAAAGGGAUGGAUGACGUCCCAGGGCCCGUGAAAUGGGCUCCCAUCUUCAAAGAUCUUGUCAAGUGUACACCCAAAAACACAAUCAUUAACUUCGAGCUUCUUUGGAGAAAUCCUCAACCAAGUUGGACUUCACCCGGAGCACGUGUUAUCCAAAUUGGAGAUAGUGCUCACUCUUUCCUUCCUGCUUCCGGCAAUGGAGCGACACAGGCAAUUGAAGAUGCUAUCACACUUGCUACUUGUCUGCAGAAGGGAGGCAAGGAUAAUAUCGCAGACUCAGUGCGUGCUCACAUCAGAUUUCGAUUCAUCCGCACAGCAUGCGCCCAGAAGAUUGGAUUCGUCAAUGCGGAUUUGCUUCAAGAGACAGAUUGGGAGAAAGUGAAGUUGGACCCACGCAGAGCGCAGCCACUAAUGCCUAGAUGGAUUUGGGAACAUGACCCAGAAGUGUACGCGGAGGAGAACUACGAAAAGGCAAUCUCAUCGAUCAAGAAUGGUGUCCCUUUUGAUGACGAUGAGAACGUUCUUCCUAACUAUCCGAUUGGUUAUAAGUUCGAGCCUUGGAGCAUUGAACAGAUUAUUGAGGACAAGCGGAAUGGCAGAGAGGUUUCCCUUGGCACAGGGAAGUGGCUUUAGACUUGGCAACUGUCUAAGUGUGAUUUGGUAUGCUUCAGGCGCACACUUGUGCCAACAAAUGAGCAACACAAACUUUCAUCCGCAUAGAUGUUACAUUCCAAUCUCAUCCGUGCGAUCAAAAUUUAUUAUCUUGUUUGCGAGUAUCGAAUUUGUCUGACGCAUGCUAUCAAGUGCAAAGUGAUGCGACCAUUAGAACUAUAGCUAGAUAAGCAUGACCUUGCUCUGGACUCUUUUCAAUCGACG